AUGCCUCUAACAUUCCCUGCCUCCUUCUACUCUAAGAAGAGUGAUAUUCAGGAACACGAUAUUGUGCGAGGGGACAUCUGGUUUGAAGAUGGCAAUAUCUUCGUCAGAGCCGAGGAUCAUGUUUACAAGCUCUACUCCGGUCUUUUGUGUUCCCAGAGCGCCCUGUUCAACGACCUCCUUUGCCCUGCAGGUCCGGCAACAUCUGUUCCCCUUCCCACAUACCUCAGCUACAGCACUCCAUCCCAUGGUCAGCACGAGGACAACGGGCGACAGGAGGAGCAUCCGUUGAAGGUUCCCCACACUGCGGAGGCGUUCGGAGUAUUUCUGAGGUUUAUAACCGGGCAGGAAUCUAGCGACGAGUCAUUUGCUUCCCUUAUUAUGCUCCUGGACCUGGCGGGAUAUUAUCAGUCACCUAGAGCACGUCAGAGAGCCAUCAAGGUACUUGACACGCACCCUGACCUAACGCCCACCAUACGCAUGCACCUGGCCCGGGCCCACAAAAUUGAUGGAUGGGUAGAGCCUGCCUUCAGAAGCAUCCUUAGAGGGCCUUACCUGGAGCUGACGCCUUCCGACUUCGUCUACAUGGGCCACAAUGCGUCAAUGGCAGUUUCUACCACCCAAUAUGGGAUCGCCUUACAUCGUAUCCAAUGCGCUCUUUUCCCUCCCGAGGUCCACCACGUUUUUCGUUGUCAUGACGAGCGCAAGUGUUCUUCAAGUUGGACGAAGGCUUGGUGGGGAGAGCUGGAGGAAGGCAUGCAGGGAAUAGCGUUCCUCCUUCUGCACGAUGACAUGCGCAUGCCUGGUCGCAGUAUCCUGCAACACAUUGAGUCUCUUCAUGUCCCAGGCAUGCAUGAAGGGUGCAAAAGUCUCACCAUUGGUUCCCUCAAAUGUCUGAGCGACGAAGAAGGGCUUCUAUACGAAGAAGGUCUGGUUAAUAAAGCUGUCACCCAGCUGGAGGAGUUCCAGCGUCAGCUCAUUUAA
Molecule: messenger RNA, 981 nt
Organism: Punctularia strigosozonata HHB-11173 SS5
Lineage: Eukaryota; Fungi; Basidiomycota; Agaricomycetes; Corticiales; Punctulariaceae
Exons: 3
Coding region: 1-981 (326 amino acids)
Source: RefSeq, a predicted model, not a curated record